This is a messenger RNA of Vitis vinifera (wine grape), 4031 nucleotides long. Its product is annotated as pentatricopeptide repeat-containing protein At5g61990, mitochondrial. Lineage: Eukaryota; Viridiplantae; Streptophyta; Magnoliopsida; Vitales; Vitaceae. Gene Ontology annotation, molecular function: protein binding. The transcript has 4 exons. Bases 72 to 3146 code for a protein of 1024 amino acids. The record is from RefSeq and is a predicted model, not a curated record.
CUUCUAUUGCCAGGUCUCUCACAGAGUCACAGGGAAGCACUGAAUUUGCAUAGAAACAAAGCGAAGAUUUUAUGGUGAUGAGGAGACUCUCACAGAGAAGCCCACUCCUCUUGACGGAUCAAAAUGGAUUCACCAACACAAAAUUCUUCAAAUCCAUUGAGUUUUCCACCUCAACACCCACCUCAGAAACCCUCAAUUUUUCCCAGCAAAUCUCAGAUUUUCUCAAGCAAAACAACUGGAAAACCAUCAUGGUCUCAUCCCACAUCCCCUCCAAGCUAAACCCAGAUGUGAUUCGUGCCGUUCUUCAUCAAAACCAGGUUGGUGACCCCAAACGCCUCCUAGAUUUCUUCUACUGGUCCCAAUCCCAAAUGGGUGUCCCUCAGUUUCUGGAUUCUUUCUCUAUUCUUGCUGUUCAAUUGUGUAAUUCUGAGCUUUUUGGGCUUGCCAAUGGGGUUUUGACACAAAUGAUCAGGACCCCUUAUUCGAGCUCGUCGAUUUUGGAUUCUGUUCUUUUUUGGUUUAGGAAUUAUGGAGGGUCCAGUCCUGUAGUGUUUGAUAUAUUGAUUGAUAGUUACAAGAGGAUGGGCAUGUUGGAUGAGGCUGCUAACGUGUUUUUUGUAGCCAAAAAUGAUAGUAUUUUGAUCAGUUUGAUUCGGUGUAAUUCUUUGUUGAAGGAUUUGUUGAAAUGUGGUAUGAUGGAAUUGUUUUGGAAGGUCUAUAAUGGAAUGUUGGAUGCCAAGAUGGGUUUUGAUGUUUAUACUUAUACGUAUUUGGUGGGUGCAUUGUGUAAGACUGGGGAUCUAAGAGGAGCCAAAAGGGUCCUUAUUGAAAUGGAUGAGAAAGGUUUGAAUCCUAAUGAAUUUAUCUAUAGUAUGGUAAUUGAAGGGAUGUGCCAAGUUGGAGAUAUCGAUGAAGCAGUUGAGCUGAAGAGAAGUAUGGGGGAGAAGGGAUUGGUUCCAAAUACAUAUACUUACACCAUUAUUACUGCUGGGUUAUGCAGAGCAAAGAGAAUGAAUGAGGCAAAAUUGACAUUUGAAGAGAUGCAAAAGACUGGUUUGAAGCCUGACUAUAAUGCUUGCUCAGCUUUGAUUGAUGGGUUCAUGAGGGAGGGUGAUAUAGAUGAAGUUCUAAGAAUUAAGGACGUGAUGGUUUCUUGUGGUAUUCCAAUAAAUCUUAUCACUUAUAAUGUACUUAUUCAUGGUCUGUGUAAGUUUGGAAAGAUGGAGAAGGCGGCUGAAAUUUUGAAAGGGAUGAUUACAUUGGGGUGCAAACCCAAUUCCCGAACUUUUUGUUUACUGAUUGAAGGGUAUUGCCGGGAGCAUAAUAUGGGUCGGGCAUUAGAGCUUCUUGAUGAGAUGGAGAAGAGGAACUUAGUUCCUAGUGCAGUGAGCUAUGGUGCAAUGAUUAAUGGGUUAUGCCAUUGCAAAGAUCUCUCACUGGCUAAUAAGCUUCUGGAGAAAAUGACUUUCAGUGGUUUGAAACCAAAUGUUGUUGUCUAUAGUACUCUCAUCAUGGGUUAUGCCAGUGAAGGUAGGAUUGAAGAGGCGAGAAGGCUUUUAGAUGGAAUGAGCUGUAGUGGAGUUGCACCUGACAUAUUUUGCUACAAUGCUAUCAUAUCUUGUCUCAGCAAGGCUGGAAAGAUGGAAGAAGCAAGCACGUAUUUAUUGGAAAUACAAGGGAGGGGACUGAAGCCAGAUGCUGUCACUUUUGGGGCUUUCAUCCUUGGGUACAGCAAGACAGGCAAAAUGACAGAAGCAGCUAAGUAUUUUGAUGAGAUGCUUGAUCAUGGUUUGAUGCCAAACAAUCCGCUUUACACUGUUCUAAUUAAUGGGCACUUCAAAGCAGGAAACUUAAUGGAAGCAUUAUCAAUAUUUCGACACUUACAUGCCCUGGGGGUGCUUCCUGAUGUCCAAACUUGCAGUGCCUUUAUCCAUGGCCUCUUGAAGAAUGGGAGGGUUCAAGAGGCACUUAAGGUAUUCUCAGAACUUAAAGAGAAGGGUUUGGUCCCAGAUGUGUUCACUUACAGCUCUCUCAUCUCAGGGUUCUGUAAGCAAGGUGAGGUAGAGAAAGCUUUCGAACUUCAUGAUGAGAUGUGUCUGAAAGGUAUUGCUCCAAAUAUUUUUAUUUACAAUGCAUUGGUUGAUGGACUGUGCAAAUCUGGUGAUAUCCAAAGAGCUAGAAAACUGUUUGAUGGAAUGCCAGAGAAGGGUUUAGAACCUGACAGUGUAACCUACUCCACAAUGAUUGAUGGAUACUGCAAAUCUGAAAAUGUAGCUGAGGCAUUUAGUUUAUUUCAUGAAAUGCCAUCCAAGGGGGUUCAACCACAUAGUUUUGUCUAUAAUGCUCUUGUCCAUGGGUGUUGCAAAGAAGGAGACAUGGAGAAGGCUAUGAAUCUGUUUCGUGAAAUGUUGCAGAAGGGCUUUGCUACUACCCUCUCUUUCAACACUUUAAUUGAUGGAUACUGCAAGUCAUGCAAAAUACAAGAAGCGAGCCAAUUGUUUCAAGAAAUGAUAGCUAAGCAGAUCAUGCCUGACCAUGUGACCUACACAACUGUCAUUGACUGGCAUUGCAAGGCAGGAAAGAUGGAGGAAGCAAACCUUCUCUUUAAGGAGAUGCAGGAAAGAAAUCUGAUUGUUGACACUGUAACUUACACAUCACUUAUGUAUGGAUACAACAAAUUAGGGCAAUCAUCUGAGGUCUUUGCAUUGUUUGAGAAGAUGGUGGCAAAGGGUGUCAAGCCAGAUGAAGUCACUUAUGGCCUAGUGAUCUAUGCUCAUUGCAAAGAAGAUAACUUGGUUGAGGCUUUUAAGUUGAGGGACGAGGUUGUGGGGAAAGGUAUGCUGACUAAGGGAACUAUUCACGAUUUACUAAUAACUGCUCUUUGCAAGAGAGAAGAUCUUACUGAAGCCUCAAAGUUGCUUGAUGAAAUGGGAGAGCUAGGACUUAAGCCCAGUCUUGCUGCAUGCAGUACUCUAGUCCGCAGUUUUCAUGAAGCAGGCAAAAUGGAUGAAGCAACGCGGGUUUUUGAGGGUGUGAAGAGUUUAGGGUUGGUUCCUGACACCACUACUUUAAUUGACUUAGUGAAUGGAAAUUUAAAUGAUACAGAUUCUGAGGAUGCCAGAAAUCUUAUAAAGCAAUUAGUAUGAGUUGCUUCCUUGGACCUCCAAAACAGGCUUGUUCGCGGAACAAGAGCAAAGAUAAACAACAGGAUGCUCUCAAUGCUGUUUCUUAUCUGCUGUCCCACAAAAAAUAACCGCUUGAGUGAGCAGAACAUCAAGAGUUUUGAAGUGAACCCUGCUUGUUCUCUGAUUUUGAAUUUUGAGCAUGAAAAGCCUUACAUUAUUUAUGGAGUCAGCAAGUGAUCGCAAUAGCCAUGGUUUUGGAUCAUAAUGGAGUGCUACUUCCAUGAUCUUUGACAGGUCAUGUGAACCCUUCAAAUUCCAAUUGAGCUAAGAAAGCUCCAAGCUUACUUCAACUGGCAGUGCUUCAAUGCAACUUCUCUUUGCCAAGAAGGCACCUCUUCAGUCAUAUAGUUGUGAAUUUAAGCAGAAGAAAACUUGCUUCAGAUGAUCCUUCAUAGUCUUCCUGAAGACAAGGGCCAAGGCUAAACUCAUUGGAUCUUGUUCAUUGAUAAGAACUUCACCUUGAUUGUUCAUUGCAAUUUAUGAGGGAAAACUUGAUAGAUGAGAAGUCACGCGGGACACAAGGGAGGAAUACAAAAAGCAAAGUUUGAGUUUCUGGAAUGGUGUUGAGUAUAACUUACUGAUGACAAAACUUAAAGCGAGGUGAUGAAAUUGAGAGGAGUUGGGCUUCUCAGGAGUUAAACAAAAGCCAGGUAAUUUUCCAUCACCCGACCUUCUUGUCAAAGGCCUACGACAACCAGGAUGUAAUCAAAAGAAUAAUCCAUAUGGUUAGCGUUGUCCCACUUGUUAGUAAUCAGCAAAGAGGCAUAUUUCAGUUGCAAAUUGAAAUCGUUAUUGUGGGUGCUUUUGGAAAAUGAUACUGUCCCUCAAAUCCUCCAUUUUCUUUUA